AUGAAAGUGACCAGAGAAGAACCAGUAGUGCAGCAAUUCAGACAAGAACCCAAAAAUAUGGAAACCGACGAAUAUUUAGAAAUAAGUUCGCCGCCGUUAUGGAAGAGCAACAGCCCAUCACAUCCACUGCUCCGCCGCCACAGCCACCGCCGCUCCUUGUCGGAGAAAUCCAGGGUGGAAGCCAUUGCCAGAGGGCAGUGGGAGCUCAUGGAAAUGGUGAAAGCCAUGCCCGAAUCCUCGUACGAACUCUCCCUGAAAGAUCUCGUCGAGCAUCGCUACAGAGUUGAAAAUCAUCAUCCGGUCCCACAAACAGCGGAUCAACCGGUGAAGGUGGUGGUAGUGAAGAGAGAGAAAAUCAAGAGAGAUGGCGGAAAUAAUUUGAUGAGUGGUGGUGGUCGGAGUUUUCAGAACAAAGGGUUGUUUAUUAACAUGGUGUUUCCGUUUUCGUUGAAGCCCAAGAAAAGGAAAAAGUCCGGUGGUGGUAAUAAUGGCGGCGGCGGCGGCGGCGGCGGUGGUAAGUAUGUGCUGACUGGUUGCUGGCCGGCCCUUUUCCCACUCCGGAAGAAGUAA
Messenger RNA from Erythranthe guttata (spotted monkey flower), 570 nucleotides. NCBI's taxonomy places the organism in Eukaryota, Viridiplantae, Streptophyta, Magnoliopsida, Lamiales, Phrymaceae. The record is from RefSeq and is a predicted model, not a curated record.